This is a messenger RNA of Mytilus trossulus (common blue mussel), 1818 nucleotides long. Its product is annotated as C-C chemokine receptor type 3-like. The coding region runs from base 392 to 1501 and encodes 369 amino acids. Gene Ontology annotation, biological process: G protein-coupled receptor signaling pathway. Gene Ontology annotation, cellular component: plasma membrane. Lineage: Eukaryota; Metazoa; Mollusca; Bivalvia; Mytilida; Mytilidae. The record is from RefSeq and is a predicted model, not a curated record. Gene Ontology annotation, molecular function: G protein-coupled receptor activity. The transcript has 2 exons.
AAUAAUGCGACUUUUGUGUUCUCAAGUCAUUUUACAAUCGGAGUUGGAUAAACCACAACGCAUUAAUCAAACUGUGUCUUACAGCUUUGUUUUGUUUUCUUCCUGGAGUGUAAGACGCUAUACUAGAAGAUUGGAAAUACAAAGGUGCAAUUGACAAGUUAAUGACGACAAUGUCAUGCAAUGAACAUUUCUACAUUAUAUUAUUCAUUGCAUAACCAUUUCAAAUUCGUUUCCUCAAAAAAGUCUAAUGAAGAUACCAAUGCCGCCACAAAUUGAUUAUACGUGCAAUCUUCUUAAUUUAUUACAAACAAGGGAUUAUUGAACUAAUUGGAGACGCGUACAUUAUUACUGGACUUACGCCUUUGUAUUCAACAGUGCGUUUUAUUGUCAAAUGAUGCAAAUAUUAGCGUAUUCGGCAAUGGAAAACAAUGUGACCGUAAAUAAUUUUAGUUCUUCUUCCGUGAAUCAUUCAAGGGACAAUCAACAUAUACAGUACUGCUGUGAAGAUGAUCCUGACCAAAUACAAUUUGAACACGUGGUCAAUACAUAUGUACCGCCAGUUUUGAUCAUUCUCGGUACAUUUGGAAAUGUGUGUACUUUAUUGGUAAUGAGAACAAGACCAUUCCGGCAUUAUCCAAUCGGGUUCUAUAUAUCAGCGUACGCUUUAACAAGUUUGUUGACGCUAUAUUUAUUUUUAGGUUCAGAGUGGGUAGCGUUAGUAGCAGAAAAACGAUCUAUAGACAGUCAGGCAGACUGGAUAUGUAGAUUAUGGCAAUUUUUUAGCCGAGUUGUAACAUAUUCUAGCAUUUGGUUUGUUGUUUCUAUGACAAUCGAUCGCUAUAUAACGAUCUGGCAUAGGAAAAAAUCAUCAAAGAUAUGUACUUUGUUCAUGGCAAAAUUUGCUACUAUAUCAAUCUUCAUUGGACUUAUUGUUGUAAGUGUACAUGCAAUGUGGACAUAUGAACUAAUGGAUGGUUGUUUUUUCUUUCAUAACGAUGAUGAUUUACAUGUUGUUAUCUGGCCAUGGAUGUCAGCGAGUUGUUAUUCAUUCAUUCCAUUAGCUUUAAUCAUAACUUUUGAUAUAUUAAUAUUCACGGGACUAUGUAUAAGAAAUGUACCGGAAGAAACUGACAACGAAAUGACACCGAUGGUACUGACGCAUGCCACUCUAGUUUUAUCUAUGUUUUACUUUUUGUUAGUGCUGCCACCUACUGUAAUAAAUAUUGUUGACCAAACUUAUCCGCCAUCAUGGCUGCAAAAACCUCACUUUAGAUUGCAGUUGGCUAAAGCUCGAGUUAUCGGACACUAUAUGGCGUGGACAAAUACUGUUAUUGUAUUUUACAUUUGUAUUCUUUUUUCUCAAACUUUUAGAAAACAAGUUAAUAAUAUGCUCAAAUCAUUGAUAUUUUCUAAACCGGACAGGAGAAUGUAUGAACUUCACCAUGGCUCAGAUAGUAGUGCCAGUCAAAUGGAAACGGAAAUAUCUGUAACUCUGGUUUAAACACACUCUUUAUUUAAUGAUAAAUUGAAAGCACUGGCUGACAAAAAUUGAGUAUUUAUGUAAACGUUGAAAGAUGUCUUGUCUUGCUAUGAACUUGGAUUGUCAUAAGCUUUUUUAUGCGUUUACACGAGCAGUAGAAAUGUUGUUGUUUGUUAACGUUAUGUUUUAAUGUUAUACUAAUAAAAAAUAAUGUGAUUCCAAAUGAGGGACGAUGUAAUUUUUAUAUGCUAAGCUAUGCCGUACAAUCUAACAGUUUAAUUAUAGUUCCAAUACGUUUCAUAAAGGUAACUGUACAACAUGUUGAUUUUACUGCAACA